GACUCCCACCUGGCGCCACAAGGGAUCUACCUGCGCGCCUUCUGCACCGGCCUCGACGCCGUCCUGCAGCCCUACCGGCAAGCCCUGCUGGACUUGGAGCAAGAGUUCUUGGCUGAUCCUCACCUGACUAUUUCACAUGUGAACUAUUCCUUGGACCAGUUCCAGCUCCUUUUUCCUUCGUUGAUGGUUGUGGUGGAACAGAUCAAGACUCAGAAGAUUCAUGGCUGUCAGAUCCUGGAGAUCAUUCACCAAUACAGCCGUGGCGGCUUGCCACCUGUGCGAAGCGCCCUAGAACAGGUCCUGGCCAUGUGCCAUGCCGUCCUGUACAAACAGCUCUCAGCCUGGAUGCUGCACGGGCUACUCCUGGACCAGCAUGAGGAGUUCUUCAUCAAGCAGGGUCCUUCUUCAGGGAGUGUCCCUUCUCAACCUGACGAGGAGGAGGAGGAUCUGGGCAUUGGAGGGCUGACAGGGAAACAACUACGAGAGUUGCAGGAUAUGCGGCUGAUUGAAGAAGAAAACAUGCUGGCCCCUUCUCCAAAGCAGUUCUCUCUGCGGAUAGAAAUGCUGCCUUCCUACAUUCCCGUGCGUGUUGCUGAGAAAAUUCUCUUUGUGGGAGAGUCUGUACAGAUGUUUGAGAGUCAGAAUGUGAGCCUGACAAAAAAAGGGUCCAUCUUGAAGAACCAGGAGGACACCUUUGCUGCAGAAUUGCAUCGCCUCAAACAGCAGCCCAUCUUCAACCUGGUGGACUUUGAGUCUGUGGUUGACUGGAUCCGGAGCACUGUGGCUGAGCACUUAUGGAAGCUGAUGGUAGAAGAAUCAGACCUCAUAGGGCAGUUGAAGAUUAUUAAAGAUUUUUAUCUCUUGGGCAGAGGAGAGCUAUUUCAGGCUUUCAUUGACACCGCACAGCAUAUGCUGAAGACGCCUCCCAGUGCAGUGACCGAGCACGAUGUCAAUGUGGCUUUCCAGCAGUCAGCCCACAAAGUAUUAUUGGAUGACGACAACCUCCUUCCUCUCCUUCAUCUGACUAUCCACUACCAUGGAAAGGAGCACCGAGAUGUUGCUCAAGCUCGUGAAACCCCUUCUCGAGAAUUAUCCCCCCAUGAAUCUCCCACAUCUGGCUGGGCUGCACUAGGACUCCACUACAAGGUGCAGUGGCCUCUACAUAUCCUCUUCACGCCCGCUGUGCUGGAGAAAUACAACGUGGUGUUCAAGUACCUGCUGAGCGUGCGGCGAGUCCAGGCUGAGCUGCAGCAUUGCUGGGCUCUGCAGAUGCAGGGCAAGGGCCUGGAAUCCAGCCGGACAGGCGCGGUCAAGUGGCAGAUGCGGCAUCACAUGACUUUCCUUGUGGACAAUCUGCAGUAUUACUUGCAGGUGGAUGUCCUCGAGUCUCAGUUUGCACAGCUCCUGCACCAGAUCAAUUCCACCCGUGACUUUGAGAGCAUACGGCUGGCACACGACCACUUCCUGAGCAACCUCCUGGCCCAGUCCUUCAUCUUGCUGAAACCAGCUUUCCACUGUCUGAAUGAAAUCCUGGAUCUCUGCCAUAGCUUCUGCUCAUUGGUUAGUCAGAACCUAGGGCCACUGGAUGAGCGGGGGACCACCCAGCUGAGCAUCCUGGCCAAGGGUUUCAGCAGCCAGUCUUCACUUCUGUUCAAGAUUCUCUCCAGUGUUCACAACCACCAGAUAAACUCAGACUUGGCUCAGUUACUGUUACGCUUGGAUUACAACAAGUAUUACACGCAGGCUGGAGGCACCUUGGGCAGCGUGGGGCUGGACUGA
Molecule: messenger RNA, 1779 nt
Organism: Euleptes europaea (tarantolino)
Lineage: Eukaryota; Metazoa; Chordata; Lepidosauria; Squamata; Sphaerodactylidae
Gene: TUBGCP4
Product: tubulin gamma complex associated protein 4
Exons: 16
Coding region: 184-1779 (531 amino acids)
Biological process (GO): meiotic cell cycle; microtubule nucleation; mitotic cell cycle
Cellular component (GO): spindle pole; centrosome; gamma-tubulin complex
Molecular function (GO): gamma-tubulin binding; microtubule minus-end binding
Source: RefSeq, a predicted model, not a curated record